AAGUCAUGGAUGAUUUUCAGGGUUAGAAGAACUGAGGAAACUCAAAUUGUGUAAUGAGAUGUGACGUCAGCCCAGUCACAAGACCACAGAGCAGAUCACUCUGGCUCGCUCCCCCAGCAUGUUUCAGAAAUGUGGUAGGUUGUUCUACAGGCACAAUGGCUGCAACGAACUCCGAACUUCUCUGGGAAUCUGGACUUGUGAUAUCCUUCGAAUUACGGAGCAGUUGUUACUGAUUUGGCAAUAACUAUUGUAUUAAACUAAAUAAAGAAUAAGUAUCGUCUGGGCUUUCGCAUCAGCUGGCGCGCUGGUUUGUUUUGUUUCUGCGUGGCGAAUGUUAACGUUAGCUAGCUAACUAAGCAGUACAGUAUCAAGCUAGCGAGUCAAGAUUGUGACAUUGGAGCUAAUAUAGCUAGCUAACACCUAGGUUGUUUCUAGCUUGGUACUCAGUAUAGUGGGAGCUGGUGUGUAGGUGAUGUUCUCCGUACUUUCAUACGGUAGACUGGUUGCCAGAGCAGUAAUUGGCGGACUCUCUCAAACGGAUAGCCGCGACUACAGCCUGGUAACAGCAAGCUGCGGGUUUGGGAAGGAUUUUCGGAAGGGUAUCUUGAAGAAAGGGAUGUGCUACGGCGACGACGCUUGCUUCAUUGCACGACAUAAAUCUGCCGAUGUUUUGGGUGUGGCAGAUGGAGUGGGUGGUUGGAGAGACUACGGUGUGGACCCAUCACAGUUUUCAGGGACCCUUAUGAAGACCUGUGAGCGGCUGGUAAAGGAGGGACGCUUUGUUCCAAGCAACCCUGUGGGCGUCCUCACAAGCAGCUACUAUGAGCUCCUACAGAACAAAGUGCCUCUGCUGGGCAGCAGCACGGCCUGCAUCGUGGUGCUGGACCGGCAGAGCCAUCGGCUGCACACUGCUAACUUGGGAGACUCAGGCUUCCUGGUGGUGAGGGAAGGAGAAGUGGUGCACCGCUCUGACGAACAGCAGCACUACUUCAACACCCCCUUCCAGCUCUCUAUCGCCCCACCCGAGGCAGAGGGGGCCGUCCUCAGUGACAGUCCCGACGCUGCAGACAGCUCCUCCUUCGAUGUCGAGUUGGGGGACAUAAUUCUCACAGCCACAGAUGGCCUCUUCGACAACAUGCCCGACUACAUGAUCCUACAGGAGCUGAAAAAACUCAAGAACACCAACUAUGAGAGUAUCCAGCAGACAGCCAGGAGCAUUGCAGAGCAGGCCCAUGUUCUGGCAUACGACCCCAACUAUAUGUCGCCUUUUGCCCAGUUUGCCUGUGACAAUGGACUGAAUGUAAGAGGAGGAAAGCCAGAUGACAUCACCGUGUUGCUGUCAAUAGUGGCAGAGUACACAGACUAGAGACUGUAUUGAGGCUAGGAGGGGAAUUAGGAGAGUUUCCUCUUGCCAUCUGUCUCUUGAAGAUGUCAGACUGCUUUGAUUCCUGCUGGUGGGGAUUAGGGACUAGUGUUGGUGGCUGACUGAGCCCACCUUCGGCCCCCUGAGAUAAUCAGUCCUAUUUCUCAGAUGGAACACUGACAAUACAUGCAGUUCUGACAUGUCUCUGGUUAGAAUACCCGCUGCAAAGGAUCUAUCUGGGAAAUGUCCCAGUUGUCAUUGACAUAAUCCCCGUUCAGUGGGAUGAAGGACAUCAACAUGUUGGAGAUGAGGCUCUGGCUCUCACAUUAUUUUUGGACUUGGAGCAAAGCUCAGGAUGGAGAGAGAGAGAGAGAAAGGUGGUCAGUAUUAGCCAGUCAAAAGCGUCAGAAUUGAAACUCUGUGAAUCAUGCCAAUGAGGGUUAAUCACAGGAACCGAGCUGAUUCCAGACGGGAAGUAGCAUCAUACCAUCAAGUCGAAACGAUAGGGCCAUGAAAACGCCACUUUUACAGUGACUCACCUUACACAGAAAAACAAACAAUUAAAAGACGUUGAGGGCAAAACAAAUAUGCGGGUAUAAGGGCAUGCAUCAUUGUGAUAUUAAAGGAUGUUAGAAUGUUUUGGUAGAUCUGUGGGAAAGGGACUACGUGGUAUUUUAAGUUGUUUGACUGAUCUAAGGGGUUGUAUGAAGACGAGGUGCAGUUGCCACAUACUUUGCCAUGUCAGUACAAUUUGGGUCAAACACAGACCAAGUGAAUCAUUUCUAAGGAUGUGAAAUGUUAAAAUAACUAUUUUUUUGAAAUGGCUUGAUGUUUCUGUCAAACCUGUUCUCUGACCCCUGCUGCGACGCAAAGAGUGAGUGUGACUGCAAGUGAUGUUGAAGGUUGUUAUGUGUGAUAGAGUAACCUGGAGGCUGUCGCGUGUCAGAUGUUCAUAUUGUAUACAUACGGAAUGGAUGGGUUUUGUGUAGGCUACACCGCUUUUUUUAUAUCCACUGGGAUGCAAUGGUAACAACCAUUUACGCACAAGGUUAAAGAAAGCAUAUCUAAAAGUUCACAGUGGACGUUGGUCAAGUGACCAAGCAGAUAUCAUUUUAUUUCUGCUUUGGUUUGAUGGGGUGGGAAUCUGGACUGUUUCAGUUUAGCUUCAGGGAAAAUUGUUCACAAUCAGAAUUUCUCAGUUGUCAUCGCUGUAAAGCUCCAAUGGCACAUUUGAUGAAGUCUUAUGAAUCAGGUCACUAGUGUUUUUAUUUAAUUUAACCGAUUUUCAUUUUCUUUUUUGCUGCAGUCAAAAAUGUGCACUUUGCAUUUACAACAUAACUCAUGUGCAGAAACAUUUUAAGAGUGACAUUUCCUUUGUAAAGGAAAAUUCCACCACAAAACUAUCUUUUGGUUAUUUGUUUCAAUAGUCCCGAAAUGUAUUGCUUGUCAGCAAUCAAGUUAAGAUAAUUAACAUAAUAAAAAAUAAAAAAACAUCACCACUUGAUGCAAAACACAGAUUCAUAUGAUGCAAAAUGCAUCAUACAUGGAUGAUUUUUGUAUUUUCAAAACUAUAUUGCUGACAAGAAAAACAUUUUGGGACUAUGAAACGAAUACCAAAAUAUUGUUUUUGGGUGAGGUUUCCUUUAACAUGUACUAUGUACAUGUUGAUUUAUGGAGCUGAUGUGCCUUGUAUCAGAUGUUAUUGAUAGUGGCAAAAUUGUGUAUCAUAUUGUUCCCUAAACCCCACACUGUGUCAGCUCUGGAGACAGAGUAGAAAUGGACAAGUAGCCAUAUGAUUCACACUUACUUUCCCAUCAUGCCCUGCUGUCUUAAUGCUUAAUCUGCGCCAUCUGAUGGGAGACCUCUCGUUCCCUUUCAAUGUGUUCAAUGCCUUUCACCAUGGGACACAUUCAAAUUUGAAUGGUCAAGCUAUUUAUUUUUAGGGGGGGGGGGGGGGGGGGG
Messenger RNA from Oncorhynchus mykiss (rainbow trout), 3325 nucleotides. It is a transcript of the gene pptc7a, whose product is annotated as protein phosphatase targeting COQ7 a. The record is from RefSeq and is a predicted model, not a curated record. Lineage: Eukaryota; Metazoa; Chordata; Actinopteri; Salmoniformes; Salmonidae. Gene Ontology annotation, molecular function: protein serine/threonine phosphatase activity. Gene Ontology annotation, biological process: protein dephosphorylation. Gene Ontology annotation, cellular component: mitochondrion.